Messenger RNA from Cyphellophora attinorum, 864 nucleotides. Its product is annotated as Carbonyl [NADPH] 3. The transcript has a single exon. The coding region runs from base 1 to 864 and encodes 287 amino acids. NCBI's taxonomy places the organism in Eukaryota, Fungi, Ascomycota, Eurotiomycetes, Chaetothyriales, Cyphellophoraceae. The record is from RefSeq and is a predicted model, not a curated record. Gene Ontology annotation, molecular function: oxidoreductase activity.
AUGGCCCGCAAAGUCAUAGCCGUAGUCACAGGCUCGAACCGGGGCAUCGGCGCCGGCAUCGUCGCCGCCCUCGCCCAGACCAAACACCCGAAAGGCGCCCUCGUCAUAUACGCCACCUCUCGCGCUGGCCAGAAGCAGGAAAUACCCACGCAAUACGACAACGAAGUGCGCUUCGCGAAGCUGGACAUCUCGGAUAAACCAGGCAUCAAGGACUUCCUGCGUCUGAUUGUCAAGGAGGAUCGAGCAGAAGGUGGCGGCGGCAAUGGUGUGGAGAUCUUGAUCAACAAUGCAGGCAUCAAUCUGAACCGUGACGAGACGUACGAGAGUGCGGAGAAGACUAUCGACGUCAAUUAUCGUGGUGUGCGGGACAUGUGUCAGCUAUUUCUCGAUGCAGGAAACAUGAAGGAUAACUCGAGUGCGCGGAUCGUGAACGUCAGCAGCACUGGCUCGAAGCUUGGGAUACAUGGGAAGGCGCUGCAAGAGCGUUUUCGUUCUGUCCAGACGGUCCAGGACGUCGAUGCCUUGGCGGACGAGUAUCUGAAGCUGUACAAGGAGCAGAAGCUGGGUGAUAGCGACUUUGGAAGUGGCAACAUCAGCUACCAGGUCAGCAAGGCGUGUGUGAACGCGUUGACGAAUGUACUGGCCAAGGAAUAUCAAGAAACUGGGCUCUUGAUCAACUGUUGCUGUCCUGGAUGGGUCGACACCGACAUGGGCAAGAUUGUUGGCCAGCCGUCGAAGAGCGUCGAGCACGGCGCAAGGAUUCCGGUGCGAUUGGCCAUUGAGGACAUCGACGGUGUUACGGGCGAGUAUUGGUCAAACGAUGGUGUCAACGACAGUGGCCACGGAAAAGUUCAACGCUGGUGA